Molecule: messenger RNA, 1546 nt
Organism: Aegilops tauschii subsp. strangulata
Lineage: Eukaryota; Viridiplantae; Streptophyta; Magnoliopsida; Poales; Poaceae
Biological process (GO): transposition
Source: RefSeq, a predicted model, not a curated record
UUGUCAUACUGCAGGUCUUGGAAGCACGGUCGUGGUGUCCGCAGGCCCAACACAGUCCUUGGUGUGAUUUGUCGCCAGAGCUUCCCGGGAUGGGUCACGUUGCCCGGUGAGGGCCAGGUUCCAGAGCUAGGAAUGACCUGGGAGCACUACUUGGCAGCCCCGGCCCCGCCGGGGGAGAGGAUCGGCGGUGUUGAGUGCCACACGGUGGCCGACGUUGUGAUCCUGACGUUUUGGACCUUUUACAGGUGUGCUGAGGGACAGGAGGAGGCCGCGACUCGGGUUAUCGAAGCCGAGUGCAGGCGGCUACUUCAAAACUGGCGGAACGGGGCUCGGACGCAGGCUACUCGAGACUACUUCACCUCGAUUGGUAUUAGGAUGUCCAAGUCGAAGUGCCGCACAAAGUAUCUGAGUAAGGAGAAGUACAUGAAGGUGCCCCCGAGAUGGGGUGUGGAUAGGCUGGAUUGUUGGGAGGCGUUGGUGGAUGAGUGGUGCUCUCCCCAAUGGCUAUCCACCCACAACAAUGCAAAGGAUCGGCGUGGCAAAAUGAGCGGUGUGCCACACCAUCAAGGCAGCGUCAACCUAUAUCAGUACGGGGAUAACUGGGUGCGGCACAACGAGACGGAUGUGCCAGAGCUGUUCGACCUCUAUUCCAUGGCCCAUAGUGCCCCGUAUAAGAAGGCCAAGGCAUUCUCUGAGUCUGAUCUUGAUGAUCCAAAGAACUUCACCAACCGCGCCUCCCACAACAAGCUCGUGAGGUAUAGAGACGAGGGGAAGGCGAGGAAAGGGCCGGACUUUAACCCGAGCCAGCCUAUUGAUCUAGAGCUGGUGAUGAUAUCUGGUGGCGGGAGGAACCCUGGCUUGUUAGCCAUUGGGGAUGGACUGAUACGUUGUACUAGCACUCUCCCGCAGAUCAAGAGGCGCCAGACGAGCUCCGAUCCUGAGAUAAGACCUCGUCCACGGCCAAUGGAUCUUGAAAUCAAGGCUGCUAUUGAGGAAGAGAGAGCAAAGACCCAGGAGCUUCUGGCGGAGGAAAGGAGGCAUGCGGCGGAGAGGGAGAGGGAGAUUGAGGAGAGGACGGCUAGGCUUUUGGAGGAGGAGAGGAACCGGAACGACUUGGCUAACCGGGCCAUAUACGAGCUCUUCGCGUCCAUGUGCGAGAAGAACGGUCAGACCCCUCCGCCGAUGCCAGUCAUUGCUCCGGCGGACACUCAUAACUCCCGACAAGCAUCGACGUCUGCCAUUGGCGCGAGCAAGAACCCCGAUCCUCCUCCGUCUGCCACAACCACGAGCAAGAACCACGAUCCUUCACCUACGGGUUGACGAUUUGCUUCAGAUCACAGAAGCUUGGGUUGAUGGAGUGCUUGUCUUUAGUGUUUGUUUUGACUUUGUGAAACUUGCUACCUAUGAUGAAACUAUGUAUAUGUAUGGAUGAAACUUGCUACUAUUGGUAACAUGUGUUGGAUAUAUUUGCGUUCAUGACUAUUGGUAAUAUGUGUUGAAUAUGCUAUAUUGGUCAUAUAUAUAUAUAUAUAUAUAUAUAUAUAUA